This is a messenger RNA of Moesziomyces antarcticus, 975 nucleotides long. RefSeq names its product N-6 adenine-specific DNA methyltransferase 2. The transcript has a single exon. The record is from RefSeq and is a predicted model, not a curated record. NCBI's taxonomy places the organism in Eukaryota, Fungi, Basidiomycota, Ustilaginomycetes, Ustilaginales, Ustilaginaceae. Gene Ontology annotation, molecular function: nucleic acid binding; protein-lysine N-methyltransferase activity. The coding region runs from base 1 to 975 and encodes 324 amino acids. Gene Ontology annotation, biological process: methylation.
AUGGCAGAGGAGGCGGAGAAGUACGAUCUGGACACGUCGGCGCUCGACGCUCUCGACAAGUUCCGUGCCGAGAAGGCGGCCGAGGAAGCGCAGCUGCUCAAGUUCACCCAGUUCGCAUCCCGCAAGUCGCAACAGCGCUCGUCCAAGAAGUCCAAAGCCAGAGAUGCCGCCAAGCCGCUGACAAAGGAGGAGGAGGAGGCCGAGGAAGCAAAAGCAGAGGCAGCGCUGCUCGCAGAGAUUGAAGCCAUCGCUGACCUCGAGCGUCUCAAUGGCGUCGCACCGGAUUCCGCCGACUCGAUGCUCGCCAACCUCGCCUCGCGUCUCGAGACCGGCAGCAACUCGGGAGACGAGACGGCAACAGGCGCAGACAGCAAUGACGACACAAGUACACUCGACGUAGACACAUUCCGCAAGACCUUCGGCGAGAGCUGGCAGCUGUCGCAGUUCUGGUAUUCGGCCAAAUUCGUCCACGAGCUCUCCGAGCUCAUCUUCAAGCUCGUCUCUUCAUCGUCUGUUCCUUCCUCGUCCGAUCAUGCUGCCAUCAAGUCGGCAUUUGGAGAUGCUCGUGUUGGCUUCCUCUGCUGCCCAACAGCAUGGGUGGGUUUCGUGCACGAGUACCCUGCGCUCAAGCAACAGGCCUUUGUAUUUGAAGUCGACAAGCGCUUCCACGCACUUAGUAGGACCUCAUUCGUUUACUACAACCUCCACGAGCCCGAGACAAUCCCCGCAGAGCUGCUGGGAACGUUUGACGUGCUUGUGGCGGACCCGCCUUUCCUCAACGUCGACACGCAGACCAAGGUGGCCACCACCGCCAAACUGCUCGCCAAGCCCGAUGCCAAGAUCCUCCUCUGCACGGGCGAGAGCAUCGCCGACGAAGCCACCAAGCUCUACGGCGAGCCACAUCUGCAGAAGCUCGACCUCGUCGUGGAACAUCACGGCCUCGCAAACGCCUUUGGCAUCUGGGGUAGGACAUGA